AUGCUCACUAUCGCCAUCAGGAGAUCUCGAGCUACAAGAGAGUGCAGGGCUAUGAGGGAACACCGGCAGGCCGCUGACGGUGAGCUAUGGGGAUCGACUAGAUGGGAUUCCUGCCAGUUGAGAAGACGGUGUAACACCGUCCAGUAUGAUCGAUAUAGUGCGAUUGAUCCUACACAGCAUACAGAGUGGCUUGCCUCCAAGGCCCUCGGUGAUGGAAUGCAGGAGUUUGAAGACAUAGUAGAGGCUGAUGUCCAGUGA
This is a messenger RNA of Perkinsus marinus ATCC 50983, 258 nucleotides long. RefSeq lists its product as hypothetical. Bases 1 to 258 code for a protein of 85 amino acids. Lineage: Eukaryota; Perkinsozoa; Perkinsida; Perkinsidae. The record is from RefSeq and is a predicted model, not a curated record. The transcript has a single exon.